This is a messenger RNA of Melanaphis sacchari, 1224 nucleotides long. RefSeq names its product protein-L-isoaspartate(D-aspartate) O-methyltransferase (gene Pcmt). Lineage: Eukaryota; Metazoa; Arthropoda; Insecta; Hemiptera; Aphididae. The coding region runs from base 418 to 1104 and encodes 228 amino acids. The transcript is spliced from 6 exons. Gene Ontology annotation, biological process: protein modification process. The record is from RefSeq and is a predicted model, not a curated record. Gene Ontology annotation, molecular function: protein-L-isoaspartate (D-aspartate) O-methyltransferase activity. Gene Ontology annotation, cellular component: cytoplasm.
UUGUGGUAAAAAUUAAAAUGUAAAUACUAAAUACUAAAGACUAAGGAGUAAAGACUUUGUACUAAACAUAUAUUCAGUGAUCAAUUAAAUCUUUAAAAAUUAAAACAUAGUACUAAUAUUAUUAAAUAAUUUUAAUGUUUAUGUUCUAUUAAACAUUAGUGCAUACAACAUUACUUAACUACAUUGUCACUUAGAUACUGAAUUAGUAUUUAGUACACACAGGCUAGCAUAUUGCAGCUGUUCUGCACCAUAUCGAACGAUUUAAAAUUAAUAAUCUUGAUUUGUGGUGCAUCGCUUGUAAAACAUAUCGUUCUACGUCACAUUGGUUCAAAAGUAAUAAUACAACCUGAUACUAGAGCAUUAGACGUAGUGUUUGGAUUCUAAAACUAGGAACACUGAAAUUCAAAAGAGCUCCAAAUGGCUUGGAGAUCUCACGGACGAAAUAAUAUUGAACUUGUACAAAAUUUGCGAGCUAACAAUGUAAUUAAAAGUGAUAAAGUAGAAAAAAUAAUGAAAGCUGUUGAUAGAGGAAAUUAUGUAUCAACUUCACCAUAUUUAGAUCAACCACAAAGUAUUGGGUAUGGAGUUACAAUCAGCGCACCUCAUAUGCAUGCAUAUGCUUUGGAACUAUUGAAAGACCAAUUAGUAGAAGGAGAACGAGCCUUGGAUAUUGGUUCUGGAUCUGGAUAUUUAACUGUUUGUAUGGCUAUUAUGUUAGGAGAAAAUGGUAAAGCUGUUGGCAUUGAUCAUAUUCCUGAGCUUGUUGAAAAAUCUUUAGAAAAUGUUAAAAAAGAUAAUCCUGAACUAUUGAAUUCCCAGAAAGUGAUUUUAGAAACUGGAGAUGGACGACUAGGGUUAGAAAAAUAUGCACCAUAUAAUGCAAUACAUGUUGGAGCUGCAGCUGAAAAAAUUCCGCAACCGUUAAUUGAUCAACUAAAACCUGGUGGACGUCUUGUAUUACCAAUUGGGCCACAAAAUGGAGACCAAGUGUUAGAAGUGAUUGAUAAAAAAUUGGAUGGCUCAUUAUCCAGGAAAAAACUAAUGGAUGUGAUUUAUGUUCCUCUAACAGACGAAGCAUCUCAAAGAAAUAAAUGGAACCAUUGACUAUGUACUAUUAAUUUCAUCUGAUAAAAAUUAAAUUACUUAAUUAGUUCUGGAUUAUUAAUUGAUAGUUUUUAUUAAACAUGUACCUAAGCAGAAUAUUACUGUGAAAAUUUUUUUAAA